This is a messenger RNA of Chlamydomonas reinhardtii, 7235 nucleotides long. RefSeq lists its product as uncharacterized. Gene Ontology annotation, biological process: signal transduction. Gene Ontology annotation, molecular function: 3',5'-cyclic-nucleotide phosphodiesterase activity. The coding region runs from base 465 to 5039 and encodes 1524 amino acids. NCBI's taxonomy places the organism in Eukaryota, Viridiplantae, Chlorophyta, Chlorophyceae, Chlamydomonadales, Chlamydomonadaceae. The record is from RefSeq and is a predicted model, not a curated record. The transcript has 18 exons.
CGAUUUCAAUGCGCGCCUUGCGCAGCCGGACUGGCGCCGAGCAAGGCUCCACAUACUAGGUCUCAAGUUGGCCCAAGUUUCUAAUAUAAUGCCUGGCUUAACCCUGCCUUGCCAGGGCCGUUCCGCCCGGUGAAUAAUCGCGCCGGUUUGGUUUCUUGACAUUUUACAGUCGCUUCCGAGGCUAUCAGGACGCGCCAGCAAUAUAUAGGGAUAGUAAUUUUUGUGUUCGCAGCAAGAGCGCUCUUCGUUGCGCUUUCAGAGCGAGGCCCCGCGGUUUGCGUCAUGUGUUUCUCUUGCCGGAGGCACCUGAUACUGACUUAGUUUAUCCCUGCUAGCCAUUAAUCACUGGCAAAUGGCUAAGCCUUUGCCUGGCUCGGCAGUUGGCUUCUCAAUGCUCCAGCGACCAGCCUCUUUCAUAUUAAGGCAGAGGUGAACAGUACUGGAAAAGUACUGGAAUCAAGGCAAUGUCGGCCGAUGAGGCCGGCACUUACGAGGAGGAGCGUGGAGGGCCCGCGAAGCGGAGCGCAAGCGCACUCACGCUUGAGCUGCAGACGCUGGGUCGAAUUGCACGGUCCUAUCCAAGCACCUGGCUGGCACCACUGCUCGUACUAAUGCUAUGCUGCGGACUCGGGGUUUUUGGCGUGCAGCGGAUGGCACAAGUCAGCAUUGACUGUGCAAAGGCCAAGGCUAGCUCCAUCGCCAGCACCACUGCCGCCGCGCUGGAGCAGCGCUUCUGGACGGCGGCGGUGCCGCUGCAGCUGCUGAGCUCGCUGGUCCGCUUCGCGCCGCAGUGGGACCAGGCGCAGCAGCUGUUCCUGGGCGUGGGCCCCUCGCUGCUGGCGCAGGACGCGACACAGGCCAUUGUGUGUCUGGAGCUGUCGCCGCAGGGCAUCACGCGCACCACAGUGCCGUACAUCCCAGCCAGGAUCGGCCACAACUUGCUGACGGUCGCCUGGCCCACUGCGGACCAGCGCCCGUAUCUGUCCGCGGCGCAGGAGCGCAAGAUGGCGGUGAUGGGGCCCGUGACGAAGCCGGGCGGCGCGGUGGUGGCGUGGGUGGCGACGCCCGUGUUCGUGAACAGCAGUCGCGAGGAAGAGGUGUUUGGCAUCACCGGCAACCUGACCAACGGCGCUUGCGGCGCGCUGUGCGCUUACAACGCCACAGGGCAGGAGCGGUGGUGGGGCUUCGUGUCAGCGGCAAUGGACGUCGCUGCGCUGACCCUAGGAAGGGACUCGCCGCUCACACCGCUUGACGGCUUGGGCUACCACUACCGCCUGAUUGCACCCGUGGCGGCGGCGGACGGGCUUCAACACGUGGCCAGCUCGGGCGGUCCCGAGCUGUGUGACCCCGUGGUGUCGGCGGUGCAAAUCACACCCAGCACACAGUGGAUGUUGUACGUGGCGCCUGCGGACGGCAACUGGACGCCAGCCUGGUUCGGCGGCGUGGUGGCGGUGGUGGUGGUGAUGUCGGUGGUGGUUGCCGGGUUGCUGUUCGCGCUGCUCAUAUCCAGGCACAAGCAGCGCAUGCUUCUGGAGGCCCUGCUGCCCAAGCAGGUCAUCCAGGAAAUGCAGACUGACACCAAACACAUCACUGACAUGGCGGCUGCCCCGCGCCUCAACACCGCGGACACGCCCGCCGGCAUGCUGCUGCACCUGCUGGGGGGCCUUCUGGAGGGCCAGCCGCCCGACGUGCGGGAUGUGGUGUUCAUCCGCUCAGCGCUGCUGCGGAGCGCAGACCUGUACACACCCAUGGACCUGCGGACGCAGCUCAAGGGAGCCAACCUGGACGUGGAUGUGAUGCACGCGCUACUGCGGCAGUUGGGCGCCGCAGACGACCGCCGCCUCUUCUCCGCGGCCAGCCGUGCAGCCGCAGCCGCAGGCGGCGGCUCCGUGCGCCCCUACCCGCACCGCACGAGGCUCAGCCGCGCGGGCACCGCACUGGAUGCCGACACCACGCCCACCGGCCAUGUCCACGCGCACACGGGCAACGGAUUUGGCGGCUUCGCUGCCGCCCGCAUGAGCACUCGCCACAGUGUUGACGACACCGCCGCCACCUGCUCCUCCACCCGCUACUCCCAUGCGGGCGGCCACACCACCUGCACCAGCAGCACAGGCGAGGCCGCGUUCUCCCGCUUCAGUCGCUUCACUGACAGCGGCUGGAACGUCGUGGGCGCGGCGCCGACUGUGCCAAGCGGCACGGCUGGUGGCGGCGGUACGGGCACGGCUGGCGGCGGUGGUGGCACGGGCGUGGAUGCCGUUGGGCUCGUUGGUGUGCCGCGCACCACCUUUGACACGCUCACCGGCGCGCUGGCCGUCCUGCUGGCUCCAUCUCCGAUGCUGUUUCCGCCAGCUUCCUCCGCUGUGCAGGGGGAGGUGUUUCUGCCGCACGUGACCAGCUGCCACCCGCUCGCGCUGCACGAGGUAAGCGGCUGCUGGCCAGCCGGACCCGCGGCGGCGUCGACCCCGGCAGCGUUGACGGCGCUCUUGCCACUGCCGCCAGCCGCCCAACAGUUGGAGCCAUUCUCCUUCGGCGCGUCGGGCGGCGCUUCCCACUCCGUGCCGCUGCUGCCGCAGCCGCCGCGCAUGGCGGCGAGCCGGGCCUCGGCCAACGGGGCCUGCCCUUCCGGCGCACAUGAGGCGUUGCUGGCGGCGGCGGCGCUGCCGGAUGCAGGCGCCUGCCGUCCGCCGCCGCUGCUGCCGCCGAUGUCGACGUCGACAGCGGGCUACGCAGCCGGCCUGGCCAGCGCCGCCGGAGCCAUGGCAACGACGUCAUGCUCGCCACUCCCCUCCGGCGUGCUUAGCAUUCAGCCCACCUCCGCAGUGCUUCCCUCGGACCUCCUGCCACAUCUAAUGACGGCGGCGCAGGAGCUAGUAGACCGCGCGCUGGGCGGCGGCGGCAGCACAGGAGGCGCCGGCGCGGGCAGCAGCGGGGCGGUGGUGGUGGAAGGCAGCCGUGCGGGCAGCGCAGGUGUGCCGCUUGUGCGGUUUGGCAGCACCAGCCUCGGGCUCCGGGCGUCUACAGGGGCUGUGCCCUGCAGUGGUACCGGCGGCGGCGGGGCGGUCACGCCGUCUCAUGCGGGCCACGGUGCGCUUGGCAAGCCGCCUGGGCGCCGCGUGUCUGGCUCCCUGAUCGUGUUGGACGGCAUGCCCAGGAUGGGAGGUUUUGGCGGCGGUGUCGACAGCUUUAACAUGUCGCCGGCGCCCGCCGCCAGUCAGCGCAACACGCCCACCCUGGCCGCAGCCGCAGCAGCAGCAGCGGCAGCGGCCAACGCAGCUGCGGCGGCACCCGCCCCCAGCGCUGGUGGGGCAGUGGGCAGCAGCUGGAAGGGCCUGCUCAACCUGCUGGGCGUGGCGACAGGCGGCGCGGAGGGAAGCACGGGCGGCGGCGGCGGCAGCCGCCGGGCGAGCACAGGUGUGUUGGGUGUGGUCGGCGGCUCCGCCACCUCCACCAGCGCGCGGGCAGCUGAAGUACCCAUUCCCACAGCCGCGACGACAACAACUCUGUCUGCGUCUACGGCGGCUACUGCUGUCAUGAGCCGCUCCCAGCAUAGCACCGGCCCAGCGGCAGCGGCGACGGUGGCUGUGAGCUGCGGCGCGCAAGGCAACUUGCAGCCGCAGGCCUUGUGCGCCGCGAUGGGCGACGGCGCGGCAAUGUCUGGCGCCGCCGCGUCACCGUUCUCAUCCAGCCUGCAGCCGCUGGUGCAGGGCCAGCGGCCGAGCUCGCAGCCGCACGGCUUCCAGCAGCAGCAGCAGCAGCAGUCGGGCUCGCAGCAGCAGCGGCAGCUCACACAGGCGGGGCUGGCGGCGCGGCUGUCUGGCGGCGGCCGGACGCUGCUGCAACCGCCGGCAGACUUACAGAUGCCGCCGCCGCCCAUUCUUGAAGAGGUGGAACGGGUGCUUGCGGGCGCCGACCGUUGGUACUUUGACGCAUGGAAGCUGGCGGAGGUGGCGCAGGGACAUGCGCUGAGCGCUCUGGGCUACUACCUCAUUCAACGGGAGGGGCUGAUUGACAAGUUCCGACUCAAGCCCGUCAUGCUGGCCAGGCUCUUGCGCACCAUCGAAUCCGGGUACAACCCAGACAACCCCUACCACAACGCCACGCACGCGGCCGACGUGCUGCAGACGCUGCACGUGAUCAUCCACGGCGCCGGGCUGCACGCAGGCUACCUGGAUCGGCUAGGCCUGCUGGCCGCCUAUUUUGCGGCCAUGGUGCACGACCACGGCCACCCCGGCCUCACCAACGACUUCCUCAUCGCCACCGGGGACGUGCUGGCGGUGCGCUACAACGACAAGAGCCCGCUGGAGAACCACCACGCCGCCUCCGCCUUCGCGCUGCUGCAGCGACACGACCUGGACCUGCUGGGCCACCUGCCGCAGCAGGACCGCGCCGCCUUCCGGAAGCAGGUGAUCGAGAUGGUCGUGGGCACGGACAUGAAGCAGCACUUCACCAUCCUGUCGCACUUCAACACCGCCCACCGCCUGCCCAGCUACGCGGCGCAGUCCGCCGCCGUGCCGGCGGGCAGCGGCGCCGCCAGCGCGGCGUCCACCCCCACGCGCGAAGGCCCGGAGCUCUCACCUCCCAGUGAGCUGGCAUCGGGAGCCACAGCUGCCGCCGGGUCUCUGAGCGCCAGCCCCACCGCCGCCGUGUCCACCGCCCAGCCGCCACCUGGGUCGGCGCCGUCACCCUUGGACGAGGCGGAGCGGCUGCUGACUCUGCAGGUGGCGCUCAAGGCCGCGGACGUGGGACACCUGGGCGAGGAGCUGUGCGUGCAUGAGAGGUGGUUGGGUGUGCUGGAGGAGGAGUUCUUCCGCCAGGGCGACAAGGAGAAAGCUCUGGGACUUCCAAUGAGUCCACUUUUCGACCGCGCCAAGCAGGGCGUCAGCAAGAGCCAAGUGGGCUUCUACGACUUCGUAGCGCUGCCUCUGGUGCAUGCGCUGGCGAGCGCAUUCCCGGGUGCGCGGCCGUUGCUGACCGCGUUCCGACGUAACUACGGCCACUGGCGGGCGGUUGAGACAGCGGCCAGCAACUCUGGCAAGUAGUGACUCCCGCCGGGGUCGCAAGCAACCGGUUAGGAUCACGGCUGCCGCCUGGCGCUGGGGGCCAUUUCGUGAUGGUGGUGGGAUUCGGUUGUGUAGUCAACCGCUCUUUGGGUAUCUAGGGAUGAGGGAGGGUCGCAUUGCGCCAUCCGUGGCAGUGGGAUGCGGCAUUUGGUGCCUGAGGGCCAUGCGGGCGCCUUUGGGGAACUGCGGGGUUACUUCUAUUACUCACCAGUCCGCCUGUGAUUCGGGGUGUUUUGAUUUUAGGGUGAAGGGCGGCGUGCGUUGAAAGACGCACAGCAAUUCAGCCACCGCUGAUGCUGCCAGGUUGGCAACAUAAAAUACUAAUGGCAGCAUAAUGAACAAUGCAUUUGAAGUCCUCGACAGGAGAUUCUUCCACGCUUUCAAUGAGGGAUGGUUGUCAUGUGUAGUGGACGUGGCCAUGCAUGUGUUGAACAAAUUCUUUACAGUCGAUGCGCGUGUAUGCUUUGUCCCUGUUGGGUGCCCGCAUGGACGUGGACAUCACGAGUCAUGAGUCGAGGCAGAAGGCACGCAGUAUGUGCGGACGCGCAUGAGGAAGGAUGAAGAGCACGCAUUGCGCAUCGCUCGACUGAGAUUGAUGCCGCAGCCAAUGUUGAAACAUGCUGAACCUAAACAGACGGCGUCCCCAAUCAUGCCCUCUUGCGGUACUAGUGGAGGCAUGGGCCGUGCACGGUUGGUCCAGGGAUGGCGCAAAAAUGUGCAUGGCUUGUGGGUGGCAAUAGGCGGGGAGGGCAUGGUGCUUCACUGCCCCACUCUGUCCUUCAAUUGACGCGGGUCCACGGAAUGUAGCCGACUGCAAUGGGUACGCGGUGAUUGUGAGACUGCUGAUAGCAGCAUGGGUCUCUUCAUGACGGCGUGUGGCGCUGUUGUAUGUGGUGACGGGAAGCUGACGCUGGUGGGGUUUGGCUAUUGGUCGGGGCUGGGGCUGGGUGGCACGGCCCUUGCCUCGUGUGAUGCGCAGUGCUGAAGGGCAGGGUAGUAUGGACUGGGCAGGGGGUGGUAUGGACUGGGCAGGGGGUAGUAUGGACUGGGCAGGGGGUGGUAUGCGUAGUAUGCUGCACCGCACAUCAAAGCGCGUGGCAGCACGAAAGAGUUGUGAAAAGAGGCCAUGUGGGGUUCACCUCAACAGUUUUGAUCACAAGUCGCUCUGCACCGCUUGCCAAGGUGGUGGUGGUAGUGCGUUCCGCUUAUGCGUGGUGUCACGGGUGUAGAGGACCACUGAGCAGUGUGGUGAAAUAUGCACUGGUGUGCCCUGCAGGUGCGGGCAGCAGCUUGCUGCAGGGUGCACCUCCAGAACACCGUUUGGGCGGGCCGACGUGGGUGAGGUGUACCCUGGAUGCUGUAGGGCGUUGGCCUGAACGGCGCUUAGAACGCAACUGUACAGCAUGGCAGUGCCGCAACGGGUGAUGUGGGUACAAUGAUAAAUGUCAAUCAGUUAUGGGUGUUUGGUCGGUGCUAAUUGGCGUCCCUCGUAACGGCGCUGGUGACCAUGAAAGCCAGUGCGUUUGCUCCUUGCCUAGUUGCCUGCACUUGGUAGGCUACAAGCACGCCCGUGAACCCGUCCGUGUGCUCACUGUGGCUGCGCGGCAGGCGGCUGAGUAAAGCCUGAUGGGGGCUGAGGAGCACAUCUUGUGCCGUGCGUCAUGAGGAGUAGUACGAUAAACAGCUGAAUAACAUGGUGAAUGCCAGGAAGAUGGUGGGCCUGUGUGGUAAAGUCAUUGGAAUUGCCAGCUCGGGGAUGGAGGUCAGCCCGGUGCUGAUGGUGGCGCUGGAUGCGAUUCAUGUGCUGCUGGGGCCGUCGGAGCAGCGCGUGGUGAGCACUGGGGCUACCGUAUUGGGGAUCAGUUGAGAAGGAUGGGCGCGCGCUGCCGAUUGUUCACUCGCAUUGCCACUGUGGCGGUGGUGGCGUCAACAUAAUAUGCGCGCGUUGUCAAGGUAAACCUACCCCUCAGCCCCUGACACUAGCACUUGUUCCGAUGUAUCCGCUGCGUGGUUCUGCAGGACGGAUCUGAGCCGCCGCCGGCGCUGCAGGCGGUGGUGCGGCGGGAGUUGCGGCGGCUGGGCGCGCCGCGCCUGCUGGCGGACUGCGUGCGGGAGCUGCGGCUGCAACAGGCGGACGAGCAGGGCGAGGAGGGCCGGGCCCAGGAGGAGUGGGAG